AUGACUAAUACAGGUAGUAGUGAUGAUGAAAGGAGGGCUCGCCAAGAAGCCGAGAUCCGAGGAAGAAAUGACUUCACUCUACAAGCUAUGCACCAACAAUUCGAAAGAUGGACCUUGCAAUUUCAAGAGAUCAAAGAUGCCAUUGCUGAACAAAAUGAGACAAUAGCUGAACUUAGGAGGGGAGGUCAACAUGUUGUACAACCACAAAAUAAUCCUAGGCCUCAAAAUAGAAGAAAUAUGCCCCAUGGCCCCAUUGUAAAUCAAGAAAACCCUAUAGAUGAUUUUGUUGAUGAUCUUGAUGUAAAUCUAGAUAGGGUAGGGAGAGAUAGGAGGGGACAACGAGGAAGAGUGGAAGAUGAUAACAUCAAUAGCAUAAAGAUGAAGAUGCCAACUUUCAAGGGCACAAGAGAUCCAGACUUGUACCUUGAUUGGGAGCGGAAAGUUGAAGCCAUUUUUGAUUGUCACAACUAUUCUGAAGCUAAGAAGGUAAAACUUGCCGUUGUUGAAUUUUCUGACUAUGCUUCUAUUUGGUGGAAAAAGCUUACAAGGGAUAGACAACAAGAUGGAGAACCGCCCAUUGCUACUUGGGCUGAGAUGAAGAGAGUCAUGAAGAAGAGGUUCGUGCCUUCCCACUUUCAAAGAGACCUACAAAUGCGUCUUCGAAGAUUGGAGCAGGGAACCAUGACUGUUGAUGAAUACUUCAAAGCUAUGGAUAUGGCUAUGAUCCAAGCUAAUUGUGUAGAAGAUGAAGAGGCCACUAUGGCUAGAUUUCUUAAUGGUUUAAAUAAAGAAAUAGCUGAUGUAGUAGAGAUACAACAAUAUGUAACUUUAGAUGAGUUAGUGGAUAUGGCUGUAAAAUUAGAAAAGCAAAUUAAAAGAAAGCAGCAAGCUAGCUCAUGGAGGAGUCAGCCAAACACCAAUUCAAAGAAGCCAUGGCCGAAACAAGAUGUGACUUCUAGGCCUCAAGAAGGCAAGGGGAAGGCCAAAGUAGAUGAAAAGGAGGGAGAGGAAGAAGAGGGAGGUGUGAGUGAAGAUGAUGUAGAGUUGCCUAAUAGUGGUUUUGUUGGGGUAGCUAGGAAGAUUCUUGAUGGAGAAAAUGAGAGUAAAAAAAGUGAGAAAGAGGAAGAAGAGGGAGGUGUGAGUGAAGAUGAUGUAGAACUUCCUUUUAAUGAUAGUUUGGUUGCAGUAGUUAGGAGGAUUAUGGCUAUCAAUUUGGGAGUCAAUAGUGAAGAACAAAGGGAAAAUAUAUUCCAUACUAGGUGUGGGAUAAGGGGGAGAACUUGUUCUAUGAUUAUUGACAGUGGUAGUUGUGCUAAUGUAGUGAGUUCACACUUGGUAGAUACGUUAGGGCUUGCAUGCAUGAAACACCCUAAGCCCUAUAGACUCCAAUGGUUGAAUGAUAGUGGUGAACUGAAAGUCAACAAACAAUGCAUGAUUUCAUUCAAUGUUAGCAGGUAUGAGGAUGAUACUCUUUGUGAUGUCAUUCCUAUGCAAGCUUGUCAUAUCUUGCUUGGUCGUCCAUGGCAGUUCGAUAGGAAUACUUUUCAUGAUGGAAGGAAGAACAGAUAUUCACUUGAGCUUAAUGGCAAGAAGUAUACUCUUGCACCUUUAACACCUUCUCAGGUGUUUGAAGAUCAAAAGAGAUUGAGGGAAUCAAUGGGAAAACAAAGGGGACAGAAAAAAGGUGAGCUUGAGGGAAAAGAAAUGAAAGAUGGCCAAGAGAGAAACAAAGAGGGCAGCAACUUAAGCAAAGAGAUUCCAAAUAGGCCUGCUUAUAGGAGUAAUCCUGAAGAGACAAAGGAGUUGCAAAGGCAGGUUGAAGAGUUGCUUAAAAAAGGGUUUGUGCGAGAGAGCUUGAGUCCUUGCUCAGUUCCUGUUCUAUUGGUGCCCAAAAAAGAUGGAUCUUGGAGGAUGUGCGUGGAUUGUCGAGCUAUCAACAAGAUUACAGUAAAGUAUCGUCAUCCUAUUCCUCGUCUUGAUGACAUGUUGGAUCAAUUGCAUGGGUCCAAAAUCUUUUCUAAAAUUGAUCUAAAAAGUGGUUACCAUCAGAUUCGAAUGAAUCCUGGAGAUGAAUGGAAAACUGCUUUUAAGACCAAAUAUGGGCUUUAUGAGUGGUUAGUUAUGCCUUUUAUAGGAGAUUUGUUAGAGAUUUUAGCACCAUUGCUGCUCCUCUAA
Messenger RNA from Lycium barbarum (goji berry), 2175 nucleotides. RefSeq lists its product as uncharacterized. The transcript is spliced from 3 exons. The coding region runs from base 1 to 2175 and encodes 724 amino acids. Lineage: Eukaryota; Viridiplantae; Streptophyta; Magnoliopsida; Solanales; Solanaceae. The record is from RefSeq and is a predicted model, not a curated record.